This is a messenger RNA of Nylanderia fulva, 3261 nucleotides long. RefSeq lists its product as uncharacterized. The record is from RefSeq and is a predicted model, not a curated record. Gene Ontology annotation, biological process: regulation of DNA-templated transcription. Lineage: Eukaryota; Metazoa; Arthropoda; Insecta; Hymenoptera; Formicidae. Gene Ontology annotation, molecular function: DNA-binding transcription factor activity, RNA polymerase II-specific; RNA polymerase II cis-regulatory region sequence-specific DNA binding.
ACACAUCCUCAAAUCAUUAUUUUUGGAAGUGAAAAGCAUUGAAAUUGUGAAAAGUAACAAAAACGCAUGUGACUACAGAGCAUGUGCAUACGAGUAUAGACAAUAUGCAUAUCGUGUCGAUAUGACAGGUUUCUUAACCUAGAAACCUGUCAACUUUAACAAUUAAUAAUAUAUUUCGCUUCGCGAAGCAUAUCACUUUUUUCCGCUAGAUUCUUCUUUUUGGUCAAAAACGCAUCGAAUAUACAUAAUUUAUUGAUUUUUUAGAUGAGGCUCGUAUUCUAAGGAAACUAUAUGGUAUGUACAUGGGUAUGGAUAGAGGUAUAGGUGAUAAGUAGUAUAAAGAAAAGAAGUAGAUCGGCAUGUAAAACGGUAUUAUACACGUGAAUAUUGAUUUUUGGCCACCCAACUUACAUCAUCUCACAGAUAUAUAAUUUUUGUACAAUAUAUAUGAAUAUCCGAUGACGGAAAAGGCACACUAAUUCGAGAAGCAGAUACAAAAAGAGAUGAAGGACGUACCGAGAUUGCAACAACAAGGUUCUGCCAAGUCAGAGAAAGAAAUAUUGUUUCUCUUCAAGAACAAAUCGAUCAACAAUAAAAAAAAUCGCGGCGCUGAGAAGAAUAUAUAGAUAACGAAGAAGAAUAUUGAUAUCGAGAAGAAAUACGUGGCAGAAUCGAGAGAAAAGAUUUUGAAGAUUACGGAGGAUAUGAAAUAGAAGAGGAAGAGGUAAUGCCGAAAAAUAUUGAUGAAAGGAAGAAAUAUAAGAACAUGUGAGAAAGUUUACCGAAUACAAAAGUUGUGAAAUUACGAACGAAUUAAAUUAUUAACAAUUGGACAACGGAUCGUUACUUUUGAUAAUAGUACAAAAUACUCGACGGAAAAUACAUUAAUAAUAUCAAUUCGAUCCAAAGUGAGAUGUCAUUACGCUCGUCGAAGAAACAAAAGUAUAUAUUGCCAACGAUCAAUCAAAGAAACGCUCGUCUCACAUAAAUACAUUUCCCAAAAUGAGUUUAUCGGAUAAAUCAAGUGGCAAGAGAAAAAAAAAAUAAAGAGGACAAAAGUUACAUUCCUGUUAGACAGACGUCCGCAAAAAGUUGCAAGAAAAAGAUAAAUAACAUCCCAAGGAUAUACCAAAAGGUAUCAAGGCGAACAAACAUAAUGCGUGUCGUAACGAAAAUGUUUUACCGCUUCGCGGGCAAAAUCACCACGGAUGAAUCAAGUGGUAAGCAGAAAAACAAAAAUAGAAAGAACAAAAACUGUAUUACUAUUAGAAAGAUGCCCGCAACAAGUUGCAAGAAAAAAACGUUAAACAUCCCGAAGAGGUGCACUACCAAGGUGAACGAAUCUAAUGCGUGUCUGGAAGAAAAUGUUAAACAAUCCAAAGCCAAAAGAGUUGCACCUAUCAAUGAUAUAAACAGGAUAUGCAAGCUCUGUAAUAAAACAUUUUCUUUACAACAGAGCUAUCAUGCUCAUAUGCGCCAACACGCAGAUAAGACACAGUACAAGUGUCAUUCCUGUUCUAAGAAAUUCAGGACGUUUCAUAAUCUGAUUCGUCAUCGAAAGAACAUCCACUACGACCUAAAAGAUUACUUUUGCGACAUAUGCGACAAAAAAUUCGUGGACAAGACCGCCAUGAAGAACCAUCGGCGUAUCCAUACUGGUGAACGCCCUUACAUAUGUAACAUAUGUAACAGGUCAUUCCGUUUUAGACAGAACUUAAAAUUACACGUUAAAACUCAUACAAACGAUCCCUCACGCGAAUGCGUCAAUCGCCGCAAGGGAGCGUUUCACAUUAAACGUGCUCUUAUACGCUGGCACGAAAAUCAGGCAGAAUACAACUGCCAUCUCUGCCUUAAGGAUUUCGGUACGCUUAGUAGUCUAAUUCGUCAUCGAAAGAACAUCCACUACGACCUAAAAGAUUACUUUUGCGACAUAUGUCACAAAAGCUUCGCUGGUAAAACCGCCAUGGAAGACCAUCGGCGUAUCCAUAUUGGUGAACGCCCUUACUUAUGUGACAUGUGCGGCAAGUUGUUCAGAUGCAAAACCAACUUGAGGAUACACAUUCAGAUUCAUAUAGGCGAUCUCCCGUACAGGUGCGUCUUUUGCGACAAAGGAUUUAUAAGUAAACGGGAUGUGCUAUUACAUUCGACAAAACACACGAGAGAGAGGAAUCAAAUGUGCGAUGUAUGUGGCGCGCGCUUUGCCCGAGAGGACGUGUUAAAGCAGCACAAAAAAAUAGUGCACUCCGAGGAAAGACCGUAUAUAUGUAAAUACGGCAAGAGUUAUAAGCGUAAAUGUGAUCUCAAAAAUCACAAAUGCUCAAACUUAGGGAUUAGAAAAUCGCGAGAAAUUCCAGUCGGGCCUAAUUCGAAUUUAAUUCCACAAAAUUUAAACAAAAAUAGAAACAACAAAGAUUACAUUCCUACUAAACAGACGCGCGCAAGUAGUUGCAUGAAAAAGACUAAUGACAUAGCGACAAAAUGCCAAGGUGCCAAAGUGAACGAAUCUAAUGCGUGCUUUGAAGAGAAUGUUAAACAGUCCAAAGACAAAAGGUUGCCCAUCAAUACAGACAGGAUUUGCAAGCCCUGUAAUAAAACAUUUUCCUCUCAGCAAAGCUACCGUGCUCAUAUACGCCAACACAAAGACAAGACACAGUAUAAGUGUCGUCCCUCCUCUAAGGAAUUCAAUACGCUUGAUAGUUUGAUUCAUCAUCAAAAGAACAUCCACUACGCCAAGAAGGAUCAUUCUUGCGACAUAUGUGACAAAAAAUUCAGGGAUAAGUUCGCCAUGGAGGACCAUCGGCGUAUUCAUACCGGUGAAUGGCUGUACGUGUGUGACAUUUGUAACAGAGCACACAUUUCUAAGCAUGACUUGUAUCGUCACGUCAAACGUCAUACAGAUGACCUCCGGCACAAGCGCGUCUAUAAUGGGAAGAAAUGUUUGAAUAAAUCUCGUAUGGUGGAACAUUUAUCGGUGCACAAGAGCGCGAAAAAUCACAUAUGCGACCAAUGCGACAAGCAUUUUAUCCGCAAGAAUACGUUAAUCAGACAUCAGAAAACUGUGCACUCCGAGGUAAAACCGUAUAAGUGUCAAUGCGGCAAGAGUUACAAGCGUGAAUAUGAUCUCAAACUUCACAAACGCAUAGGAGCGUGUACAGGCCCAGCUUUAAAGAUGUGGAGGCCCUGGAUCGACGAAGAGAUGGAGACCUAACUAUUUUUUAACUAAAAUCAAUUAGAAAUUUUUACGUUGUUUAAAUAAUUUAU